Quercus lobata is the source of this 708-nucleotide messenger RNA. RefSeq lists its product as uncharacterized. The coding region runs from base 1 to 708 and encodes 235 amino acids. The record is from RefSeq and is a predicted model, not a curated record. NCBI's taxonomy places the organism in Eukaryota, Viridiplantae, Streptophyta, Magnoliopsida, Fagales, Fagaceae. The transcript has a single exon.
AUGAAAGAGAAGAGGGAAAAGAUGCAAUUAGCCUUUCGUAAAGCUCAAGGGAUGGAUGAUUAUCUCUACAACAUGGGUGGCCUAGGUUCCAAAACUCCUAUCCCAUUUCCUCCCAAGUUUAAGAUCUAUGAUGCGGAAAAGUUUGAUGAAACGGGAGACCCUAAACAACAUGUUAGGAGAUAUAUAAGCAUAUCCGAGAUGAAAGGUUUGGAUGGGAAGCAAACCUUACAUGCAUUACCUUUAUCACUCACGACAGGUGCAUCAAGAUGGUACUAUAGUUUGGACUCAAGAAAGACCAAGGUAUGGAAUGAGCUAGUAGAGUUAUUUAUGGACCAAUUCAUUUUCAAAUCCAUGAUUGAUGUGAUUUUGAGAGACUUGGAGACUACUAAGCAAGGUGUAACUUUCUCCAAAUACAUAACAAGGUGGAAGAGGAAGGCUUCCAAGAUGGUCAAUAGGCCAAAUGAGAAAGACCAAAUCAACAUGAUCAUCAAGAAUUUGCUUCCAGCAUAUAAUAGUAGGCUUCUGUCAUCGCCUAUUAGCUCUUUUGGAGAGUUAUGUGAUUGUAGGUCUAGGAUCGAAGAUGCCAUCAACAAUGGACGAUUAGAGAAGGGAGAGAGCAAGCCUUUAAUCAAGAAGAUGUAUGGGGGAGGAUCAUCCAAUGCCAAAGCACCUAACCCCAUAAAUGUGAGUGCCACCAUACCUCAAUAA